This is a messenger RNA of Dendrobium catenatum, 1938 nucleotides long. Its product is annotated as pentatricopeptide repeat-containing protein At3g29230. The record is from RefSeq and is a predicted model, not a curated record. NCBI's taxonomy places the organism in Eukaryota, Viridiplantae, Streptophyta, Magnoliopsida, Asparagales, Orchidaceae. Gene Ontology annotation, biological process: RNA modification. The coding region runs from base 6 to 1655 and encodes 549 amino acids. The transcript is spliced from 2 exons. Gene Ontology annotation, molecular function: RNA binding; protein binding.
CUUGGAUGUCCUUUGCUUCCCUACCCAUCGAGCAGCGCAUCCCUAAUCUACUCCGUCACUGCACCUUCGAACAGCUCAAACAAGUUCAUGGCUUUCUCAUCUCCUCCUCCCUCGCUCAACACCCUGCGCUCCCUUCCCUCUGCAUCCGCCGCGCAGCCGAGCUUGGAAAGACCGAGCAUGCUGAGCUCAUUUUCUUUUCGAGUAAUCCUCCUCAUAUUCUUCAAUGGAACGCGUUAAUCCGGGGCUGCUUUCAAUCCGGCCAGCAUAAGAAAGCUCUCAACUUGUUCCAUGAAAUGCUUCAACGAGGCCUGACGCCGAACGAGUUCACUUACUCAGACAUCUUUGCUUCUUGUGGUGCUCUUGAAGAGUGUGAGAUAGGGAAGAAGGCUCAUUGCCGGGCUCUGAAGGCUGGGUUUGAUUUGAUUCCCUUAGUUGCCAUCUCGCUUUUCAACCUCUAUGCAGCAAGCAGCAGUCUUGUUGAUGCAAGGAAGAUGUUUGAUGGGUUUUCCAUGAAAGCUAUUGGUUUGUGGAAUAAGAUGAUGUCUUUAUAUGUAGGAAUUGGAGAUAUUCUAUCUGCAAGGAAACUGUUUGAUGAAAUGCCCGAGAGAGACGUGGUGUCUUGGAACACGAUGCUUUCAGGCUAUGUGAGAGUGAAACAGGUGGAUAAGGCAAAGAAUUUGUUUCAGGAGAUGCCAGAAAGGAAUGUUUUUUCUUGCACAGUAAUGGUAGGAGCUAUAGCUGAUACAGGAGAUCUAAUAGGAGCAAGAAGAUUGUUUGAUGAAAUUCCAGAAAGAAAUGUAGUGUCUUGGAAUUGUAUGCUGUCAGCUUACACACGGCGUGGGAGGUUUAAGCAGGCAUUGGAUCUCUUUCUUCAGAUGCAGUCAUUUGGUAUUCUUCCAGAUGGGUUCACCUUCGUCUCAGCUUUGACAGCUUGUGCUCAUCUUGGAGAUUUGAAAACUGGAAAAUGGAUUCAUUGGCAUCUAAUAGGAAAUUGGCUUUGCUUUGGAGCUAUAGUUGGGACUGCACUUAUGGAAAUGUAUGCCAAGUGUGGGGAUAUUGACUCUGCAUUUAGAAUCUUCAUCAAAACAGCAAAGAAGGAUGUGUUCUGCUGGAAUGUGAUGAUCAAAGCCCUCGCGAUUCAUGGGAGGGGAAAUGAUGCAUUCCAGCUUUUUGCUUCAAUGAGGAAGGAGAAACUCCAGCUCAAUGACUUUACAUUAAUGAGUGUGCUCUUUGCUUGUAGUCAUGGAGGUUUGGUUGAGCAGGGCCGACAAAUCUUUGAAUCCAUGGAAAGGGAGUUUAUGAUCAAGCCAAGGAUAGAGCAUUAUGGCUGUUUGAUAGAUUUGCUUUGUCGUGCUAACCGACUUGAAGAAGCUUAUCAAGUGGUGAAGGAGAUGCCUUACAGGCCUGACAUUUUGGUGUGGGGAGCUUUGCUUGGAGGCUGUCGGGCUAGAAAUGACACAACAUUUGCAGAGAAAGUGAUGGAAAUGAUUCAGGACGUUGAUGAAAAUGGAAGUGGAGUUUAUUCAAUUAUGUCAAAUAUGUAUGCUGCUUCAAAUCAGUGGAGUGAGGCCCAGAGAACCAGAGAGAGGAUUAAUGAUAGAAGGAUUUGGAAGACUCCUGGUUGUAGUAGUGUUAUUGAUGCUUCUGCUAUUUAGGAGUCCCAACUGACUUAACCAUGGAUUGCAACAUCAUGCAUCAAUGUUGGUGUUGAAGGCAUCAUUGCUGGCAACAACAAACAUCAAUCUUGCUACAACAUCUAGUGUAGGCCUUUGUGAUGAUAAUGAUCAUCAAUAUUAAUGACAAUGAAGGGCAUCAAAGUUAUUUGCGAUGACGAACAUUGAUGUUGGUGUCAAUAUCAGUUGCCAUCGUUGGCAUUGACAGUAUUAUUGGUGGCAGCUUGUGCAGAAUUUCCAUCUCUACAAUGAAAGCCAAGGGCCU